Molecule: messenger RNA, 1236 nt
Organism: Aureobasidium melanogenum CBS 110374
Lineage: Eukaryota; Fungi; Ascomycota; Dothideomycetes; Dothideales; Saccotheciaceae
Exons: 4
Coding region: 1-1236 (411 amino acids)
Biological process (GO): CDP-choline pathway
Cellular component (GO): nuclear envelope
Molecular function (GO): phosphatidylcholine binding; choline-phosphate cytidylyltransferase activity
Source: RefSeq, a predicted model, not a curated record
AUGGCUCCCAAACGCAAGCGGGCUGGUACCGUAGGCUCCAAUGCCGCUGCUGAAGCCAACAACGAUCUUCCCCAGCCUGUUUCCAAAGACGCGUCUGCAGAGGACACUACCACUCAACAAACGCCCCAGACCCUCAAGACAUCCAGAUCAGAAGACAACGACCAAGACCUGCCUAACAAGCGAUCUCGUUCAGAAAACCACACCCAGGAUGAUCAAGACGAGGAGCAGGACCUUGGUGUCAAUGGCGAAGCUGGCACCAUGAAGAUGGAAGCUCCUCCCAAGGCUGGUCUGGUUGACCCUGUCGGCUACAAGACCAACCCUCCUCCUGAAGGUCGCCCUGUGCGCAUUUAUGCCGAUGGUGUCUUUGAUUUGUUCCAUAUGGGACACAUGCGCCAGCUCCAACAAGCCAAGACCGCCUUCCCCAAUGUCCAUCUUCUCGUCGGCGUUACUGGUGACAAAGAGACCCAUCGCCGCAAGGGUCUCACUGUGCUGAGUGGAAAGGAACGCGCCGAGACCGUAAGACACUGCAAAUGGGUGGAUGAAGUCAUAGAAGACUGCCCCUGGAUUGUCGAUGUCGAGUUCCUCGAGAAGCACAAGAUUGACUACGUUGCCCACGACGAUAUUCCUUACGGCGCCGACGAGGGUGACGACAUCUACAAGCCAGUCAAGGAAAAGGGCAUGUUCCUGGUUACCCAGCGCACUGAGGGUGUCAGCACCACUGGAAUCAUUACAAAGAUUGUUAGAGACUACGAACAAUACAUCGCGCGUCAGCUCAAGCGCGGCACUACUCGCCAAGAGCUCAACAUCUCGUGGCUCAAGAAGAACGAGCUCGACAUCAAGCGCCAUGUCGCUGAGCUGCGCGACUCAAUUCGCACGAACUGGACCGCAACUGGUCAAGAGCUUGGCAGAGACCUCAGACAAUUCUGGCAACCCAGCAGACCCAGCAGUCCAGCUCGCGGCCUCUCGACUCCUGAUCGCCUUGGUUAUAACUUGCGCCAGGGCGCUUCGAGAGGCAGCAACAGCGACUUUGCUGCUGGAUACACUAUGGGCCUUCUUGGCAGCGUUCGCAGCUGGAUGCAACGCAAUCGUAGAACCCUUAGCGACGCCAGACCUGAUAGUCCCGACAGCGGCGAGGACAGUUCCGACUUGAGAAGUCCUGCCGACCCGGCUAGAGGCCGCCCCGGCAAGCACGUUCAAGACGAAGUGGAUGCCCAGUUCACCCACGAAAUGAACUAG